Molecule: messenger RNA, 366 nt
Organism: Penicillium manginii
Lineage: Eukaryota; Fungi; Ascomycota; Eurotiomycetes; Eurotiales; Aspergillaceae
Exons: 2
Coding region: 1-366 (121 amino acids)
Source: RefSeq, a predicted model, not a curated record
AUGAAUCAUUCCGCCCGGCAUGCGUUGUCUUCCGACAACAAUGGAGCUAUCGGACGCAGAAAAGUUGGUGUUGAGGCCGACAAUCGGGAGGGUUACCAUUGGCGACCGUGGGAGAUGAAAUCUAAGAAUGAGACAAGUCAAGCCCAGACUGCAUUCGAGGGCGAGCCCAAAAAGUCCACACAAAAUAGCAUUAUUGCACUGAAAUGUGUAUCCGAAUCCUUAGCAAAUUCUGUUAACCGACAGGUUGCUUGGAAUGAGAUGACUCGGCAUGACCUGGAAGAUGCCCUGAGCCGGCUCGCCACCAUGGAGACUCGAAUGAAAGAUUCGAUGGUCCGGAAAAAGUCUGCAAGGUCGAGAAUAGAUUAG